Molecule: messenger RNA, 1229 nt
Organism: Pseudophryne corroboree (corroboree frog)
Lineage: Eukaryota; Metazoa; Chordata; Amphibia; Anura; Myobatrachidae
Gene: RLIG1
Product: RNA 5'-phosphate and 3'-OH ligase 1
Exons: 7
Coding region: 87-1061 (324 amino acids)
Biological process (GO): response to reactive oxygen species
Molecular function (GO): RNA ligase (ATP) activity
Source: RefSeq, a predicted model, not a curated record
GGUGUGGCACUGGUUCUUCUCUUUCUGUGCAACUGUACUGUGCUGUGUGCGUUGGCCGGCGGUGCUGGAAACAGGCGCAGUGCGGGAUGCAGUGGACGGGAGCGGUACAGCAGAAGGUCCCCUGUGUGUUCCUCACUCGGGUGAAGGAUGAGCCCUCCUCCAAGCGGGAGCACCAGAUGUUCAAAGUUAUUGCUACAGAAACACUGAACCCGGUGGCGCUGAAUGCAGAUAUUCAUAAUGCAAUACCUACUGAGAAGGUAGAUGGCACAUGCUGCUAUGUGGCUCUGCACAAAGGUGUCCCAUACCUGUGGGCACGAUAUGAUAGGAAACCAACUAAACAGGCAGAAAAGAGGUUUAAAAGGCAUGUUUUCUCAAAAGGAAGUAUCAAAGAUUUUAUUUGGAAUGUUGAUGAUGACUUCAAAUCUGUCCCUGAAUUUUGGAUUCCAGCAAAAGGUGUGAAACAGUCCAAUGGGAAACCAUAUCCUGAUGAAAAUGGGCACAUACCAGGUUGGGUGCCUGUGGAAAAUGGCAAUAAACAGUAUUGCUGGCAUUCAAGUGCUGUAAACUAUGAAUUAGGUGUAGGAAUAAUACUAAAACGCCAUCCAGAAGAUCCUGGAGCCUUGUUAAUCUACCUUGGGUAUUUGUGUGAACUUCUUGAACAAACUCUGGAACUCAUUGGUACCAAUAUUAAUGGAAACCCUUAUGGAAUUGGCAAUAAGAAGAAUCCAAUUCAUCUCCUUGUUCCUCAUGGCACGCUCCUCAUUUGUGAUCUCCCAGCCCUGGAUCAUAAAAGUCUAAUUUCCUGGUUUGACCAUCGUCAAGAGGGGAAAGUUGAAGGCAUUGUAUGGCAUUGCAAAGAUCGAUCUUUAAUUAAGCUCCAUCGCCAUCAUCUUGGUUUAGGCUGGCCACUCACGGACACAUACUUAAGUUCUAAACCAGUUUCCAUCAGCAUGGAUUUGUGUAAAUUUGAAUACGAGGCUGCUCCAAGUAGUUUGCUAAGAAAACUUUCUAAAAAAGACUAUCAGCAAUUUGACAGUUUAAAAGACAUUGUGCUAGACUGAAAUAAUUGUACAGUCAUCAUGCAAGACCAAACUCGAUUUAAUGUGAGUAUACAAAAAAUGUCCCUUUUCUAAGGUUAUCCAUCUUUGGAGCCUUGAUUCCAGAUUUAAAAUAAAAAAAUAUGUUGUGUGUAGGAUCUCAGUAUUAAUAAACAUAACUACAGUACUCUA